AUGGAGGAUAGAAUACAGUUCGACAUCAACGAAUCGCUCAAGUACUACUUGAGUGAUCCAGCAUCUAUCCCUACUCCCGAUGCAGACCCAGAACUGUUGGACUGCGAGUCCGACCCAAAUCAGCUAUCAACAACGCUUGUGGACAGUGUUCUGAACCCGAUCGUGGAUGCGGUCGCCGAGAACCCAGAAGGACUCACGAGAUCAUCAUUCUUCGACUCACUACAAUUUUUACUCAAAUACCCGAGCUUCCUUCCCGCAAAAUCUCUCAGCAAAGUUCUCGACUUGAUCGUUUCUGGACUGUCGGUCGAAGCCGAGAUAAUUCACAGUGAUCUCGAGUCCGAUGAGCAAGAUGCGAUUCAACAUCACAAGCAACUUUUGGAGAUGUAUGGGUUCUUGCUUCAGUGGGCUCUGUCUGCCGUGGAGGUGAAGGCAGCAGAGAAGCCCGCCGAGUCUGCACCUGUUCGCAGCCGCGGUCCCAAGUCCAAGUCCAAAUCGACCAAAGAUGGCCAGUGGGACUGGGUACCGCAGAUUCAGAUCUCCAUGGAGACCAUGUGCAAGGUGAUGAAGCUCAAGCUCGGUCGCAUAUUCCUAACAACUUCAGAUCGCGACACUUUUAUUACAUUGUUCACUCGCACGAUUUACCUCAUACUGGAGAGCGAGCAACGGGUGAAGAGCAUGGUGAUUCGCAUGCACGCUUUCAAAGUCUUGUGUAUCGCGGUCAAGCAUCAUGGUCAUGCCUUUGGCGCGCAAACCUCCAUUGUACAGAGUCUCACAUACUUUGAGCAUCUUUCUGAACCGAUGGCCGAGUUCCUCCACAUUCUCGCAGAGCAAUACGAUUAUCCACAGCUUUCAGAUGAGAUUUUAAAGGAGUUGGGAAAUAAAGAGUUCAACUCUAACGAUACGCGAGGACCAAAGUCCGUCUCUGCCUUCAUCAUCAAACUGUCCGAGCUCGCCCCGCGGUUGAUCAUCAAGCAAAUGACCCUUCUCGCAAAACAGCUGGACAGUGAGGCCUACACGCUCCGCUGCGCCGUCAUUGAGGUCUGUGGAAACCUAAUCUCCGAUUUGAGCCGGCAAGAAGAACCCAGCGAGAACUCCAAGACACAAAUCAACGCAUUCUUCGACGUACUGGAAGAGCGCUUCCUUGAUAUCAACCCGUACUGCCGAAGCCGAGCAAUUCAAGUCCUCAUGCGGAUCUGCGAUUUGGAGCAGAAGUUCCCGAAACGCCGACAAGCCGCUGCGCAGCUGGCUGCGAGAAGUUUGGAGGACAAGAGUAGCAACGUUCGUCGAAAUGCAAUCAAGUUGCUGUCGAAAUUGGUUGCAACACAUCCCUUCAGCGUUAUGCAUGGUGGCCAACUCUCCCACAAGGAGUGGUCCGAGAGGUUGGAUGGUGUCGACCAGGAGCUGAAUUCUUUGCGCCCUGCAGAGACUCCUGGGUUUGACGGCGAGGCUACCCAAGUCGACCCUGAGCUCCUGGAUGAUGCUACUCAAUUGCCUGAUGAGUCCCCCUCCAAGGCACCGCGGAUGUCAGAGGAGCAAAAGGCGGAGGCGAUGCGCAAAGCCGCUGAACAGGCUGCUACGUCCGAGUUGCUCACGCGGCUGCAAUUGACGAGGAAAUACUACAACGAGGCCAUUCGGUUCAUUGAGGUCCUGCACUCUGCAUCGACUAUCGUAUCUCAGUUGUUGUCGUCACGAAACAAGAGUGAGGUCAUCGAGGCCAUGGACUUUUUCGUGAUGCUUGACGCGUACAAGGUUGAAACAGCUCGCAGCGGAAUUCGCCGCAUGCUGCGACUCAUCUGGACCAAGGGCAACAGUGACGAAGGCAAGGGUGUCCAAACUCACUUGAUUGAUUGUUACAAGGGUCUCUUCUUCGACGCUCCGGAUUCUUUCAGCCCGAACGAUGCGGCCAAUUACAUUGCCCGUAACAUGAUCAGCUUGACUUUUGGGGCGACUCCGGCCGAGCUGACCUGUCUCGAGCAACUUCUCAGCACCAUGAUGAAAGCUGGACAUAUCUCGGAGGCCGUCAUUGCGAAGCUAUGGCAGGUCUACAGUGUCACCAGGAAAGAAAUCUCCAAGACUCAGCGCCGAGGCUCUAUCAUUGUUCUGGGUAUGUUGGCGUUGGCAGAUCCCGAGGUUGUUGUCAAGGAGAUCGAUGCGAUGCUGCGCAUUGGUCUUGGUUCUUUGGGGCGAUCAGAUCUUGUGCUCGCCAAAUACACAUGCAUUGCCCUCCGACGCAUGGUCCCCGGACGCCAGGCGAAGGCUAAGGAUGUUGUGAGUGUGCCUAAGCUCGCCAAUGAUCACUCGGUUCUCGUCAGGCUGGCGGCGAUUCUGGAGAUCGUUUCGGAGAGCAAGGAAUGGUAUGGUGUGGCUGAGCAGGCAAUCAGCGCCAUCUACGCGUUGUCUAAGCACCCGGAUGUUCUCUGCUCUGACAUUCUCCGUCGCAAGACACGCUUCGUCUUCCAACCUCAGUCUGAACGCUCGUCCUCACCCCACUCCACAAUCAACGGCGAAGACCAAAGGCAUGGAACAAUUGAGCCCAGUGAAGAAUCAGCACCUAGAUCGAAGCCCUCGUCGGCAGCUCUGUCGCAACUGUUGUACGUUGUAGGUCACAUUGCGAUCAAGCAGAUCGUGCACCUGGAGUUGUGUGAGCUGGACUUUAAGCGACGCAAGGCUGAGCAAGAAAAGACUAAGACCGCUGAGGCUACCGCGGCCAAAGAUGGUGAUGCCGAGGCCGAUGAGCUUGAUCUCAUUGGAGGAACCACCGAGGAUGACUUUCAGGACGCAAUGGCUCACAUCCGAGAGCGAGAACUUCUGUAUGGGGAGAACUCCCUGUUGGCCAAGUUUGGCCCGCUCGUUGAGGAAAUUUGCGCAAACAACAAUGCCUACCCCGACUGUGACCUCCAAGCGUCCGCAACGCUCUGCAUGGCGAAGCUCAUGUGCGUGUCGUCCGAAUAUUGUGAGAAGAACCUACCACUUCUGAUCACCAUCAUGGAGCGUUCGGAAGACCCAAUUGUCCGCAGCAAUGCUGUCAUCGCUCUCGGCGAUAUGGCUGUCUCCUUCAAUCACUUGAUUGAUGAGAACACAGACUUUUUGUAUCGUCGUCUGAAUGACGACGAUGCUUCCGUGAAGCGCACGUGUCUCAUGACAUUGACAUUCCUUAUUCUUGCUGGUCAAGUCAAGGUCAAGGGUCAGCUCGGGGAGAUGGCCAAGUGCUUAGAAGACGAGGACAAGAAGAUUGCCGACCUGGCUCGCAUGUUCUUCACUGAGCUGGCCACCAAGGACAAUGCCGUGUACAAUCACUUUGUCGACAUGUUCAGUCUGCUUAGUGCGGAACGGAAUUUGGAAGAGGCGUCCUUGCGUCGGAUUGUCAAGUUCCUCAUCGGAUUUGUUGAAAAGGAAAAACACGCUCGUCAACUCUCCGAAAAACUCGCCGCUCGUCUGCCCCGUUGCGAGACGGAGCGUCAAUGGAACGACGUCGCAUAUGCUUUGUCUUUGCUCCCGCAUAAGAACGAGGAGAUCGCCAAGGUUGUUGCUGCGGGUUUCAAUAAGGUCACUACAAACUCCAAUUCUGCUACCAGUGCCCCUUCAAGUACGCCGGCAAGCACAGCACCGGUCAGUGCGUCAGCAUAG
This is a messenger RNA of Penicillium oxalicum, 3627 nucleotides long. RefSeq names its product condensin subunit YCS4. Bases 1 to 3627 code for a protein of 1208 amino acids. The record is from RefSeq and is a predicted model, not a curated record. Lineage: Eukaryota; Fungi; Ascomycota; Eurotiomycetes; Eurotiales; Aspergillaceae. Gene Ontology annotation, cellular component: nucleus; condensed chromosome, centromeric region. The transcript is spliced from 6 exons. Gene Ontology annotation, molecular function: histone binding. Gene Ontology annotation, biological process: meiotic chromosome condensation; mitotic cell cycle; mitotic chromosome condensation.